ACGUGCAGGUGUCUGACAGUGACAGCAUGACAGUAACUUAUGAAUUAUUUGGACGGAAAUAGUUUUUUCCUUUUAAGAGUGCGUGUUUGUUGAAUAAAAUAUUUUUUGACAAAAAUUAUAAAAGAAAGAAUAUACAAAAUCAAAAAUGGGAUCGAUAGUAAAGAAAUUGGUGACCUCCAUCAAGAGCAAAGAAUUCAGAGAAUAUUUAAUGAGCACACAUUUUUGGGGACCAGUUGCCAACUGGGGGAUACCACUCGCGGCGAUCGCAGAUACUCGUAAAGAUCCUAGCUUCAUCAGUGGCAAAAUGACAUUUGCUCUCUCCCUAUACUCCCUGAUGUUCAUGCGUUUCGCGUGGCGGGUACAACCUCGGAAUAUGCUUCUCUUCGCUUGCCACUUCACCAACGAAUGUGCUCAACUCACACAGGGAGCGAGGUUCGUCAACUAUCAUUACUUAGGAGGAAAAGAGAAGCAAGAUACUGAGCAGAAAGUUUGAGGAUAACCUACUUGUAAGUAAACAAAUGUUUUCAGGAUAUAUCUGUUUGUAGCAAAAAUAUGGGUCAAUAUUAUAUGUGUGUGGUGUACUCAUGACGCCUGAAUGUCCUGUUUUGAAGUGAUAUGUAGAUAGAUACAUAGCAAGAAAUAUUAUGUAGACGUGUUAUCAGAAAUUUAUAAAAUUUAGUAAUUGUUAUAAUUUUAGUAUUGUAACUGUAUAAAUUUCCUAAGAAAUACUUCAUACAUUUCGCGUAACAGAUAUUAGAAGUGUGAAUAAUGAUGUUGUUUGACUCAAAAUAACUGAGUGAUGUGAUUUCCCAGUGAAAAAGCCUUUUGGCUUUGUUCGAAACAUUACUACGACAAAAAGCGUCAACGGCGCUGGGAUUUAUGGUGCGUGCGUUCGCGCAUUAUUCAAAUGUAUAAUUAUAUAUAUAAAAUGUAUUACUAUAUAAAUUUAUUUCGGUUUUACAUUUAAAAAAAUAUUUUUAAUAUAAAUUUUUUAAAUGUAUAACAGAAAUAAUUUUACCUGAUAAAGGACAUUUCAAUCGAUCGAAUAUAUGAAAAACAAAAACACUUGGAUAAUUAAUCGUUACAAGUGAGCAACUUCGCAUUCUAUCGCUUAUAAUCGUGUCGCGUUGAGUCGUAUAGUUCAAUGUGUUUAAAAACCAUACAGUUUGAUGUAUCGUUAAUUGUUGCUUUAGUAGUUAAGCGUUAUCAAUGUUAUCAGGGUCCCGUAUCGUCACGCUGCCAACGUCGCGAGAUCUCGUGGUAUACGCAUGUUUAUGUGUUCAUUAUACACUAACAUACUAUGUAGUAUAAUUAUAAGUAGAUAAAAUUAUCAAAUACAAGUCUAUCUAGACUUAAAGAUUUUCAAAUACCUUGAUUUGGUAACGGAAAAUCUUUAACUGUAUUAGGAUAUGAUGAAAUGUAUCACAAAAACGUAACUUAAAUAAUAUCUGUUCUACGUAUGUAGUUUUUAAAGUUUAUUCCCAAGUACAUUUGAACCUAUAUUUGCUAUUUUUGAAUUUUUAUGUACCUAAACAAUAAUAAGUGUUAUUUAAAUGUUAAAGCCAAAAAGUAACUAAACAUAAGAAAACUUACAAGAUCUAUUCUAUCCUGAAAACAUUUGACGCUGUAUAAUCUUAAAGGCAUAUAUUGCUGACCAGAUGCUAAGCUAUUAGUGAGGUACCUAUCUCACGACGAUUUUUAUACAUAGAAGGUUAUAAUAGCAAAAAGGCUGUUUAUAAAGUCGUUAGUUGCAUAACUUACCAUCAUUAAAAAAAAAUGUCAUUAAUCUAGAAAAUAUGUAUUAUGAAUUAUGCCAAGCUAUAGCAAAAUUAUAUCUUUAUUCCUACUACUUCUGUAGUAAUUAUAUUGAUAAUUAUUUACAGAGAGAAAUAUAAAUGAUGUUAAAUAAAUCGGUUGUAUACGUUAGCAAAAUUUAUCGAUUUGAAUUGGCACAAAACCUAUAAAAAAUCGAUAUAGAAGUGGAACUGUUAUAAAAUUAACCAAUCAGUGUCGUUCUCUUUCAAAAUCUUUCAGGCGAUAUUUUCUUUGUUGUAUAUAAACUUUAUAAAAAAAUAAUAGAAUGAAACAUUUAGAAAAGGUAAAAUUAGGCAUUAUAAAAGAUUUUAGCCAAUUGUCUAAUAUGUGAACGUAGACUGUUCUAUUAAAAACAGUGAAAGACUUUUAAAACUUUGACUAGUAAGUAAAAUACAUAUAUUUAAAUAUUAAAUUAAGAAUAUUAAAAUAUUUGAGAUAUCCAUAGAGGUCGAUUAAUAUAUUGAUUUAUUCGACCCAUUUACUAUACGAUAGAUGUAUAGGUAUUAAAGUGUAAAUCUUUUGUUUACAUAUUUUGUAUUUUCUGUACAAUAGUUGUUUGCAUUCGAAACCAUAUUAUGAUUGAAGCUCUGACAUAAAAUUCUAACACGUGAUAGGUUGCACAAUUUUAGUUUUAAAGAAAAUAAUAAUUAAAAAAAUGUCAAUGCCAUUUAAACUAUGCUAAUAUUAUUAAAAAAAAGACAUGUUGUUAAAGUUUCAUCAUACAUUGGGCAACAUAAAAAAGAGUACCACGUACGUAACCUAGUUUUGUAUGAAGGUAGUAUAUUUUCUAUGCGCCUCACUAUACGUACGUUGGGGCAACCUUUUUUUUUGAUGUUUGCUUGUGAAUUGUUAAUGUACAAAAGAUUUUAAAUCUCCAUCUUACAAUUUUAAGGAAAUUAAACUUUAAAUUGCAUCACCGUUUGUAUUGUAAAUUAUUGUAACCAUUUGAUGAUUUGACAAAGCAUGGCGCUUAUUUCUACUUAUAAUUUAUUUUUAAUAAAUUUUUUUUUGAAUGAUUUCUAGCAGUGCUGGAAGAUUGUUGGUUUCGAUAAGUAUUUAGGCAUAGUAGUUGUUUUUUGCUUCUAAUUCAUCAAUUUUCCAAUAUAAUAAAUAAGACAAUUGUAAGCAGUCGACUAUCAACCGUUGGUCAGGGUCGCCAUCUUGAUUUUCAUUCGUUAUCAAAAUUAAUUAAUUUUAUUUUAAAUUAAUUCUUGAUUUUUAACUGAAAUGGAAAAAAAAGAAAUCAGUUUAAAAUCGUAGGUGUGACUGUGUUGUAAAGGCACUAUGCCUGAAUAACUUAUUUUAACAUUACAAAAAAAAAAACAUUGUACCUAUGUAAAUGUUACCGUGUAUCUUUGUGAUUUAUGUAACUAGUUAGUGAAUCUUAAUUGAGUUGUACAAGGGUAUAUUUUUUUGAAUAUUUAUUAUAAUUAUACGGUGUUGAUCUUUA
Molecule: messenger RNA, 3265 nt
Organism: Amyelois transitella
Lineage: Eukaryota; Metazoa; Arthropoda; Insecta; Lepidoptera; Pyralidae
Gene: Mpc1
Product: mitochondrial pyruvate carrier 1
Exons: 4
Coding region: 146-493 (115 amino acids)
Biological process (GO): pyruvate import into mitochondria
Cellular component (GO): mitochondrial inner membrane
Source: RefSeq, a predicted model, not a curated record